Folsomia candida is the source of this 1500-nucleotide messenger RNA. RefSeq lists its product as uncharacterized. The transcript has 3 exons. Bases 123 to 1352 code for a protein of 409 amino acids. The record is from RefSeq and is a predicted model, not a curated record. NCBI's taxonomy places the organism in Eukaryota, Metazoa, Arthropoda, Collembola, Entomobryomorpha, Isotomidae.
UCAUCACGUGUAAUUGAUUUAACAAAUAUUUUCCUGGAAUUAUUAGAUGUGUAUAAUCUAUGUGCAAACUUCUUCUUGCAAAACAUUUAUACUAAACUAGCAGUAGCAGAAUUCUAAGUAAAAUGGGGGAAAAUUUAUUCCGCAUACAUAUAAAUUUUCGGUGUAAAAUGGCCCCAAAAUUGCAACAUAUUUUCCUCUUGUUACUUCAUAUCUUGCCAGGCACGUUGUGCCAAUCUGUAAUCACGGUUUAUACUGAGGAAGGAAAUGAAGGAAUUUCGAAAAAUUUGACUGUCUCAGGCUGCUUGGAAAGUCUGGAUGUAGAUAUUGACUCGAAUUUCAGUAGCGUCAAUACGAACGACAAUUGCUUCCAGCUUUACAAAAGGACACAUUGUACGGGGGAAUAUUUACUUGUGCGGCCAGGAUCAGAGGGUCAUGGCUCUUUGACGAAUUACGGUUUUUCCAAUAAUGUCCGGUCGGUUGGGUCGUGUUUUGAGGAUUGUCAUCCAGACAGGGUCGAAUACGAGGGGGACAUGAAGACCGGGAUGAUGAAUGUCAAAUUUUAUGGUAGAUCGGCCAAAACUCCAGUUGCAAAUAUUAACCUUCGCCCUAACAUUUGUUUCAACGCGGGGCCAUUUCUUGCCGAAUGGCCGACAGAUGACCCUUUCCGAGUACAAAUCUACUCCUCGGCUUGUCUCACACUUCACCAAUUUUCCAAUUGUACAGGACUAUCAACCUACUUAACUGGCGGGAAACACUCGGACCCUCAAAAAUUGAUAUUUUGGGCGGAUCGAUUUAAAUCUCAAGGGCUUUCUUUUUGCGACCGAAGUUGCAAUUUAACCAUAAAAGAUGUCCUACCGCCGAAAGAAUUUGAAGAGAGCGAACAAAUUAGUUUGUUCAAGUACAAGAACUUUGGCGGGGAUCGACUUACCAGUUUAAAUUUAAACCCGGGUAAAUUAUGCACCCCAUUUCCGCCCGGGUGGAGUAACCCUGGCUCAAUUAUUGUGGAUCGUGGAGGGUGCAUCCGUUUAUAUGAUGAUAGCACUUGCACCAAGUUUAUGGGCGAGGUUAUAGGAUCGGAGAAAUUUUUGGGUGGGUUGGGUUUUAAUAAGGGUUUUGGAGGGAUUAAAUCUUGCGAAAAUAUUAGGAAAAGUGAAAAUGAUUGUGCAUUCUGGAUAAUUUUUCUUUUGAUUAUAAUUUCCAUUCUUAUUAUUGUUGGGGGCGUGGUAAUUUGGAAAAUGUCGGGAAAUAAUUUUCUUUACACUUGGAGGAAAAUAUACAGAACGAAUUGGAUUAAUAUGAUGAGUCACAGGAGGAAUGGGACAGUUCGAGGGGCAGAAAAUGGGAAUCCAUGAGGUGGACGAAUACAUAUGUAUUAAUUUUGAUAAUGUACAUAGCCAAUUGUUGAAAAUAUUCAAAAUCAAGUAUUUAAUUGGUUUAUGAGAGUGUUCUACUAAAAUUUUGGAAUCCUAAAAAAAAUAAAUUUUGCAAAGUGUGACAAUA